AUGCGUCGUAGGAGUGAUCCCAGCGCGUCUCCCCGCGAGGACCGGCCGCCCCAGCAACCGGAGAGCGAUCUGGCGUUCACACAGCGGAAGCUGGAAGGGAACUAUAUCAGUCUGUACGAGCGACUGGACCAGUGGCGCUCCGCCAUCCAGGCGGGGCAGGAGGUACUUGUGUGGAGGAGACCUGUUCAUACCGCCGUCCUGUAUCUGGCCGUCCACACCAUCUUUUACCACUUUGCGACGGCCAAGGGGGGGUUCCUGACCCAGGUGAGUACACUGCUGUUCUGGGUCCUGAUCGGGGACGCCAUCUGGAGAGCAGCCACCAGAGACGGCCAGGGACCAGCUGGAAAUAACCCCCAACACAACAACUCCAGGUCAGUGGGCAGCAGGGGGAGAAGGGAAAGGAGGGAGGCAGGCAGGACUAGAGAGAUGGGUGGUGUGGUGGCCUUCGAAAGAGCUCUCCUCCUCUCCAAUGAAGAAAGAAGUUGCCAGCCGUUCGUACCGUUUGAGGUUGUAUGUCUAACUCUGGCUAAGCUGUGGAUGUGGAUUGACAACAUCUGGCUGGCUCUCAGACAUUGGAGCAUCAAUGACCCUCUUAUGUUCAGUGUGUCUCUGGCAGUUCCUGGUCUGACACUGGCAGUGGUUGGCAGAUAUAUCUCCACCAUAGUCCUACUCUAUGUAUUAGUGAUGGGUAUGAUAGUGUGGCCCUAUGUAAGCUACCAUGACCUCAUCCAAAAGACAUCCACUCUUAUCUCAACACAUUUCCCAAUCCUCGUUCAACGGGCCGUCGCCCUCUGGCAGUUUGUCAAGAAACUAUUGGUGUAA
Molecule: messenger RNA, 822 nt
Organism: Geodia barretti
Lineage: Eukaryota; Metazoa; Porifera; Demospongiae; Tetractinellida; Geodiidae
Source: the annotation of a GenBank genome assembly